AUGAUCUUUUACAGGUUCUACACUGCAGAGAUGGUGAUUGCCCUCCAGUUUCUGCACUCCAAUGGCAUCAUUCAUCGUGAUCUCAAGCCGGAAAACAUCUUGGUGGAUAACGACGGACACAUCAAGAUCUGCGACUUCGGCCUCGCUGCUGAAGAAAUGUUCGCCGGAAAGGAGAUCAGUGGAUUGGGAGGAACACCCGGAUACCGCGCGCCGGAGAUCUUGUCAUUGGAGAAGUACGACGCUGGAGUGGACUGGUGGUCAUUCGGUGUCAUCAUGUACGAAAUGGCCACUGGCAGGCAGCCGUUUAUCCCAUCACUUGUUCCUGCUCGGGAGUUUUUUGAAAUUAAGCGGACAAAGCUGGAUUUCCCAAGUCACAUGAGCCAGGAAAUGCUGGACCUUCUGCCAAAGCUUCUGGAGAUGGACAAAAACAAACGCUUAGGAGUGAAUGGAAACAUCAGGGGGCACCCAUUCUAUGGAGGAGUCAACUGGAGUGAGCUGGAGAGCAGAACCAUGCCGACACCUUUCAAGCCCAAAAUUCCCCCAGUUGAUAAACUAAAAGUGAUCCAACCAAGAUUCAGCGCUGAGACCUCCAAGCUAGAUAAGGUGGAAGACCUCUCCGAUGUGGAUUCCAACUGGAAUUGGCAGGAGUAAAGUAUUUUCUGUGCUCAUGUGGCCUAACAUCAAACUCUCUGUGCAACAAGUGAUCAGGGCAACAUACCAUCCACGGCAAAUUCCAUCUAUGAACAUCACAUCUGCCAUCAACUGUCUACUGCAAGAGUCUGCCUGUGAACCCAACAACAUCAAUGCCACAUGGGAUCCUUAACCGACAGAAGAAGAUGCAACUCGAGUCAAAGUGCACACAAGACAUCGUGGGAGAAAACAGCACAAGUAAAGAAGAGCUGCCAGCUGGAUUUUCUUUUAUCAACAGACCCAUGGAUAAGGGUAAAACUUUAUACUGAACAUACAGCGCACUGUUAAUUACCAUCGUUCAGUAUAUUUUUUAUAAGUUCUUUAUAUGUAAGGUAAGUAAGGUAAGUAUAGGAUUAAGAAUGUAAGCUUUCUUGCUUUUCUGUCUUCCUCCAUUAUUUUACUAUUUUCCUCUGUCAUGUGUUUAGACUUUGUAUGGUAAGUUAUAUCAUAGGAUUCUUUCUUAUCUUCUCUCCUCUGCCUUUCUUUUCUUUUACCAUUUUCUUCUUUCA
This is a messenger RNA of Xenopus tropicalis (tropical clawed frog), 1199 nucleotides long. RefSeq names its product protein kinase C delta type-like. The record is from RefSeq and is a predicted model, not a curated record. The transcript is spliced from 6 exons. Gene Ontology annotation, molecular function: protein serine/threonine kinase activity; protein kinase activity; kinase activity. Lineage: Eukaryota; Metazoa; Chordata; Amphibia; Anura; Pipidae. The coding region runs from base 1 to 651 and encodes 216 amino acids.